Molecule: messenger RNA, 1427 nt
Organism: Prorocentrum cordatum
Lineage: Eukaryota; Dinophyceae; Prorocentrales; Prorocentraceae
Source: the annotation of a GenBank genome assembly
CUUAUCGAUUCGAUUCUGGGCUCUCCUGCCUGCGGUUGCCACGACUACCAUCACGAGCAUGAGGACGCCGAGAUGGGUGGAAAAGCCGCCGGGCGGAAGCCGUCCUAUCCGCGGAGGUCUGGGCUUACGCCGUCUUCAUGGCACCUGCGGUUGCCACGACUACCAUCACGAGCAUGAGGACGCCGAGGUGGGUGGAAAAGCCGCCGGGCGGAAGCCGUCCUAUCCGCGGAGGUCUGGGCUUACGCCGUCUUCAUGGCACCUGCGGUUGCCACGACUACCAUCACGAGCAUGAGGACGACCGUCAGGAACACCUUCCUCGAGCUGCUGGCCGACGGCGACGCCGAGGACGGCGCUGUCAGCGUGCCGCUGCGGCGGACCAGCUCCAGCCCCUGCCUGCUGACCUACGGCGCAGGGGCCCGCCAGGACCGCCCAGACGCCCAGCCGCUCCGAGUUGUCCUCUCGCCGCCGAUGUGCGCCCCGGAGGUCUGGACCACUUCCCCAGAGCCGGUUUUUUGUCCUGAGUCGGUUUUUGACGGGUCCCGAGGCCCGGCGAGGGCCCCCAGAGUCCGAAAGCGGCCACAAACCCGCCGCUCCAAAUUUUGCUGGAGCGCCGGAUCUCUGGAUAGAUCUCCGAUGACGUCUCCUGCCCGGACCUGGGGCCAGACGUGGAGAGCUACGACUCCGAGGACGACGACGUCUGCUGCCUCUGGGGGCCCGCCGGGCGCGCGCCGCCGGCGCUGCCGGGCCCCAGCGACCUCCUGCAUGUCCAGCCGUGGCCCUGCGCGCCCGCCAAGGAGGGGCCCGACUGCUGCUCCAAGCGGCUCCCCGGCCUCAGCGACCUCCUCCAGCUCCAGACCAACAGCAAGCCCACCACGGCAGCCGGCCACUCGGCAGAGUGACACGUCACCGGAGUGAUCUCUGGGGCGCGGCUUUCGGGGUGUCUAAGGGGGGGGGGCGUCUGAACCCAAGUACGCAGGCCGGCCGCUGCUGCCGCAUCGCGCGCAGCGAUCGGCAAGCAGCGCGCCACAGGUCACUCUCACUCCGGCGACGCGCGCGCCGAGAAGUCCUGCAGCCUAAGCUCCGUGUGGCGGGCGUUCUCUGGCCACACCGCUCGGGAAACGUUAGAUUGCAAGACGUCUGUACUGGAUGUUCAGGUCGGACGCGCGCCCCCGAGGCGGACACACACACACUAUUCCCUUCUGUCCUCACGCGCCCCGUUGCGAACAACGAGCCCGAGGCAGCCACGGAGCCCGCCCACACGCCGUUCGGCAGGCUGCUGGCGCUGCGGGGCCUCCGCUCCCCCGCCGCCGCCGCGGCGCCCGCCACCCGCACGCGCCUCAGCACCCGCGCGGCGGCCUUCGUGCCCGGCGCGCGGGUGCUAGUAAAUAGUAGUCGUAGUAGUCGUAGUAGUAGUAGUAGUAGUAGUA